Entelurus aequoreus (snake pipefish) is the source of this 6060-nucleotide messenger RNA. RefSeq names its product mucin-17. The record is from RefSeq and is a predicted model, not a curated record. NCBI's taxonomy places the organism in Eukaryota, Metazoa, Chordata, Actinopteri, Syngnathiformes, Syngnathidae. Gene Ontology annotation, cellular component: plasma membrane. Gene Ontology annotation, biological process: regulation of canonical Wnt signaling pathway. The transcript has a single exon. Bases 171 to 2957 code for a protein of 928 amino acids. Gene Ontology annotation, molecular function: beta-catenin binding; phosphatidylinositol-4,5-bisphosphate binding.
GGGAGGGGACUCAGGCAGACGAGAAGACGAGAAAACGAGAAACGCGGCGAGAGCAACAGAGGUAAAGACGUUUUUCCGAGGGAGACAAAGAUACGCUCUCAUAUAAAUGCUCCAUCCUGUAACGAGGGAAUAAUAACCGCAGCAAGAGAGGGGGGGACGACGCAAAGAAGAUGGAUGUACAGACAGACAACAUGGACCCCCCUCCUUGUGAGUCAAGUGGGAAAAUUCGCAAAGGAUUCAAGCUGUUUGGAAAACGCAAGCCUGGUAGCAUCUUUUCUAUGAAAAACAACAAAUCACCUGUUAUCAGGAGCCAAACCCACGAUGGAUUACCAGAAGGUGCUUCACCUGAUUCUGAGUCGGAAGCAGACAAGGAGAAGGCGCAGGGGGUGAGUCAAGGAGACGGCGAGCAUACAGAGGAGGAGCUGACGGACGAGAUGGCUGCUGCCCGCAACUCCAUCUCUUCAACCGGCUCGGCCAAGUCCCUCAGUUUUUUUUCUCGACUGAAAGGGGCUCGUAGAGGAGGCGGAGACCGCAAGGUCCACACAAUUUCCCAGCCAGUGCGUCCACAACGGCAAGGGCUGAAGAGUCUUUUUGACAGCGUGAAGUUCCGCUCGAAAGACAAGGAGGACAAAGUGGACGCUCCCCUAAGCCCACUGCUCAUGUCGUCCCGAUCUAACAGUGUGGAAAUUAUCAAAGAGGACCUCAGUCUCACCCCUAAAUCUCACCCUCGUUCCCUUGAGAGCCCUGAGAAAGUGAGCAGUGAGGCCACUCAGAGCUCUCCGACAGCAGCAGGUGAUAUGAAGGAUGGAAAGGUGGCACCUGAAAGUAGCCUGGGCUCCUUGUUGGAGGACAUUUCCUCUCUCCUCACCUUUGAGUCCAUCUCCGGAGGAGACAUCAUGGCCGGUGUGCAGGCGGAAUGGGGAAAAGUCAAAUGUGCCACAAGUUCGGAAGCACCUGAGGUUUUAGCAUCGACCACUUUUCACCUCUCUAGACUAACUUCCGCCACGCCAACAACCUCCACUUUUUCGCCUGUAGCCACCCCUCCAAUCAUGAGCACUUUUACCAAACCCUCCACAUUUACCACUCAGUCGGUCAAACCAAGCUCAGACUCUGCUCUAACCUUUGAGCAACCUUGUAUUGGAAUUACAAUCAAAUCUGCUAACAUUAAACCUUCAUUUACUCUAGUGACAUCAACAACUCCUCCAAAAGUGUUCACCCCUUCAGUCACAAUGACUGCUACUACUACCACUUUCAAUAACCAGGCCUCUAUGAACAAGACACGUCUUAACUCAACUGAUGGCCAACUGGCUUCAUUAGACACUGCAGCACAUCCAUGUUCAACCCUCACCUCAGUAAGUAAGCCUGUCCCUGAAGCUACCCCUCCUCUUUUCACAUCUGUCAAACCUGCAACCCCACAUCCAGCCUCCCCUUCCACCUUUAACCAACCUGCUAAUGAUUUUAACUUGCAAACUUCCAACUACACCAAACCUCAAAAUGUACUUGCAAAGGUUGAAUCCGCUUCAAAUACCAUACCUCCUUUCAUUUCCACCAUAACAACGGUUAUGCCAUCUGUGCCAAGCAUUUCUAUACCUGCACAGUCGGGGAUCCUUAAUAGGAACUCUAUCCCUCCAGAUUGUGCCCAACCUGAGACUAGCCCACCCAGGGCUGAACAGUCUCUUGCGUUUUUAGACACCACUAGUCAUGCAAAAGGGCAGAUUCCAGUCUCCCAAUCCAAAACUCCUUCUUUACCUGUGACUGUAUCAAAAGACCCUCCUGCUCCUGCAUAUAUACCAGUGUCUGGAUCUCCUUCAGUUGGUGUGCCAUCCUCAAUUUACGCCCCUUCCUCUGCCCAUGUUCCAGUUGCAGUGUCAAAAAGCCCCCACGCCCUUGAUAAUUUUACAAUUGCACUGUCAAAAGGCCCUCCUGCCCUGGCUCAUAUUCCUGUUCCAGUGUCAAAAAGCCCUCCUUUCCUGGAUAAUGUUCCAGUUCCAACGUCUAAAGGUCCUCCUGCUCCGGCUCAUGUGCCAGUUACACUAUCAAAAGGCCCUCCCACCCUGGUCCUUGCUCCGGAUCCAGUGUCAAAAAGCCCUCCUGCCCCGGCUGAUGUUCCUGUUCCAGUGUCCAAAAGCCCUCCUGCCCUACUGUCAGAAGGUCCUCCUUCUCUUGCUCAUGUGCCAGUUACACUAUCAAAAGGCCCUCCUACCCCGGCCCAUGUUCCAGGUCUAGUGUUAAAAUGCCCUCCUACCUUGACCAAUGUUCCAGUUACAUUCUCAGAUAGCCCUUCUGCCCUGACCCAUGAUUCAAAAAGCCGUCCUGUUUCCGCUCAGAUCCCAAUUUCUCCAACCAAAUCCUCCCCUUCCCCUGUCACUUCCCUUCCGACUUCCCCUGUGCCUUUGCCAAGUGAAGCUGCACCAUCUAACAAGAUGACGGCAAGCGAGGAGCCGACAAACGGGCAGUUGUCUAGCCCGGGUAGCACAGAUGCACAAAGUCCCAAAGUGGAAGAGCAGCUUAAUGGGUCACGCAUGGACCCCUCCAAAGAAAAGAGGACACAAGUAAGGGCAGUAAGCAAAAUCCCUGUAGUUGGUGGAGGCCGAACAGGAAAGCAAACAGUGCGAGACAGCCACCACGCUGAGGAUGAAUCAAGCAGGGACCCACCUACUCCUGUGUUCGAAGAGAACAGGCCUCUCUUGGGCUUCCACGAUACAGGAAGCAGAGACAAAGGUGUCAGUGUUGAGGUCCAUGUGCCAACCACUAAACACAGCCAGGAGCAGAGUCAGCUGCCUCACCAGUCCAAACAACCCGUCAGUUUACCGCGUGACUCCAGGAUCCCCAUCAAGCACGGCGCCUCACAAAUCCCACAAGCUAGAGAAUCACCUCGCACCAAGAUACCUGUCUCCAAGGUGCCGGUACGCAGGGUUGGGAAUAAACCGCCAUCUGCUGGUGGUACAAGAAAAUAAAAAUCAUCCUUGUGACAUCUCCCUCACUCCCCUUUAACUUCACAACUGUGUGUCGGUUUUUCAUCUACUGGUUUCACGAAGGAAAGACGCCAGCACUUGAGCACAAACAUCUGCACAAGCCUGACUGGCACUCAGGAACAUUGUGGAGCAGGAAAAGGAACAGGUUGGGUGCUUUUCCUACAGACUUUAAUUCAGUCUUUUCUACAGUAUUUUAACUUUUGUUACACAUGCUUUUUGUAGAGGACGUCAAACCCUUACUUCUUUCCUGGAGCACCCCUAUGUUGGUAUCCAGAGCAGCUCCAAAAAUAUACAUUCCACAACCUAUCUCUGAUGUAUGUAGCAGAAAAUGUGCCAUUUCGUUUGUUUUUGAGCUGGUCCCUAUGUACAUGCGCCCUUAUGUGUUUGCCUGCUCCUAUGUAACAUGGCUAGAUCACAAAGGGAGAGACUUUGAAGAGGGCAUGGAAGUGAUUCAGUCAGCUGCCAUUAUGAAUGGCUCAGUGGACAUUUGAAAAAAUGCCGAGAUGAGGCCUCUGGCUCGUGCAUGGACACAUAUCCUGAUCCCGCUUAUACUCAGAUGAUCUGUGUGCAUAGUCAUAACUAUGUAGUUUCCUAUUUAACCAAUAAAAUAUGUGUGCUUAGAAAGUGGACAACUCGUUUUAAUGCAAAUAUAAAGCAGGAUUUAUUAUGAAGUCGGAUUAUCCUUUCAGCUAAUUUAAUAUGGAAGAAUGACAUAAUGCUGUCAUUGAGAACGAAGGAAUAUUUUCACUGUUCAAAUCUCAACAUGGUUUCACUGUGACCUCCUCACGCUGCAAGCUCACUGACCUGAAUAGAAGGCACGUUCAUGUCAACUGCAACCUGGCCAAUCGGCUACGAGGGAGCACAAUUAUCAUACGUAGCUUAACACGAAAAGGGCGUGCUAAUUAGUGUCAUUGCCAUUUCAGGCGUGUACUGCAUCUCAGUCAAAGUGAUGCAAACAGGAUUACAUUGAUGAUGGAUUUUAAUAAAAUAAAAUGCAUUGUCAUUUUAUUUUUAUUUUUGGCGCUACCUAUGAUUUGUGCUCCAAAUGUUUUGGAAGAAAAACUAGCGUUUAUUACAGAUACCAUCAUAGGUUUAUAAUCAUUAGUCCAAUGGUUAAUGACUUAUGACUCGAGCAGCAAUUUCGUCUAAGAUAUUUUGCUUUAUGGCGGCCAUGUUUUUCAUCCAAACUUUCUCAAAUUUCACCGACAUGUGCUUGCCAGUCCCCUUAAGGCAGGGAUAUUCAGUGAAAUUGUUUGGGGGCCACAUGUCCAGAAAGCUAAGGACCAUGGGGCCGGAUUUCUCCCUUCACUAUUAGUCUUAUUGUGUAUAUUCCUGAGAACCAGUGUCCUCUUCAGUAGACAUUUCAUUUUGGUCUACCGUAUUUUUCGGACUAUAAGUCGCAGUUUUUGUCAUAGUUUGGGUGCGACUUAUACUCAGGAGCGACUUUUGUGUGAAAUUAUUAACACAUUACCGUAAAAUAUCAAAUAAUAUUAUUUAGCUCAUUCACGUAAGAGACUAGAUGUAUAAGAUUUCAUCGUAUUUAGCGAUUAGGAGUGACAGAUUGUUUGGUAAACGUAUAGCAUGUUCUAUAUGUUAUAGUUAUUUGAAUGACUCUUACCAUAAUAUGUUACAUUAACAUACCAGGCACGUUCUCAGUUGGUUAUUUAUGCGUCAUAUAACAUACACUUAUUCAGCCUGUUGUUCACUAUUCUUUAUUUAUUUUAAAUUGCCUUUCAAAUGUCUAUUCUUGGUGUUGGGUUUUAUCAAAUAAUUUUCCCAAAAAAUGCGACUUAUACUCCAGUGCGACUUAUAUAUGUUUUUUUCAUUCUUUAUUAUGCAUUUUCGGCCGGUGCGACUUAUACUCCGGAGCGACUUAUAGUCCGAAAAAUACGGUAUUUAUUUUGUUACAGUUACAGGAGCGCUCUGCUGUUUUUAAGGACCUACUAGCGUUUUUAAGAAUCUGCUGCAAAAAUGUUAGUCUCUCAAGUUUUUUUUAACUGAGCUCACAGGCCACCAGUUGAGUCGCCCAAAUAAUGAAAAAGAGAGGACCAAAAAUGGAAACUUGAGGAACACUAAUAUAACCAAAGAAGCUGAACAAAUGACUACUAACUGCAUUUGAAGAACAAGCUGCAGCAACACCUUAGUUGCGUAAAUCACAUUACUAAAAAAAAUUGUACCAGCCAAAAAGGAAAGGACUCAUUUAUGUAAAUCCCAAGUUUGCUAGCAAGGUUAAAAUGUCAAUGCAAGUAUCUUUGAUUGAUUGAUCGAAACUUUUAUUAGUAGGUUGCACAGUAUAGUACAUAUUCCGUACAAUUGACCACUAAAUGGUAACACCCGAAUAAGUUUUUCAACUUGUUUCAGUCGGGGUCCAAGUAAAUCAAUUCAUGGUAAUCUGCCAAUGUGUUUACUUUGUUCCAUAUUCCUCUUUACAACAGGAGCACUCUAAUGUUUUUAGGAAUUUGCUGCAAAAAUGUUUGUCUCCCUAGUUUUGAAAUGAACUCAGGGGCCGGUAUGGUUUCAUUUCCGGGGCAGGUUUGGCCCCAGGGCCACAAGUUGAAUACCCCUGCCUUGAGGUGUGUACCAGAUUGGGUUGCAAUUCGACUCAACACCCAAACGUGGUUGCAGUAGAGCAUGUUUUGACAAAUGUUUACCCUUUUGUGAGCACCAGUUCAGUAGAAUGUGUUUUACACACUGUAGAUGUCCUGUCACGUAAAAGACAUGUUUUUUCGUGGAGAAGUUAGGUGCUUUUUUUUUUAUUUCUUCUUUUCAUGAAGCUAUGGUGCACCAUACAGAUCAGUAAUGUGCAACACACGUUUGUUUGUAUUGCAAUAUUAAACAUGAGCUUAAAGAGCAUGUAGAAAUAAUGGCUGUUUUGGAAGCAAUCAUAAUUACAUUAUUCACUUGGGCCAUGAUCCUUUCCGCGGUUUGGAAUAGGAAACCCAUAUGAGAAGGUCCACUGAAUAGAGCCUUUUGUCCAUAUCACAUGAUAAUACCUCAUCAACACUUAAAAGUUAUUACUACAAAGAACUUUAUGGCAACAGAACACACUGAAGAGUUGGCAUUGCAUAAGCUUUCUUAGUCAAUA